Molecule: messenger RNA, 2541 nt
Organism: Trifolium pratense (red clover)
Lineage: Eukaryota; Viridiplantae; Streptophyta; Magnoliopsida; Fabales; Fabaceae
Product: plastidic ATP/ADP-transporter
Exons: 5
Coding region: 354-2213 (619 amino acids)
Biological process (GO): nucleotide transport
Cellular component (GO): membrane
Molecular function (GO): ATP:ADP antiporter activity
Source: RefSeq, a predicted model, not a curated record
AAACUUUUUUUACAUUUUAGACUCAUUUAUAAAUCAAUGUAUUCGGUCGAUAGACCAAAUAUAUUAGUUAUUAAAUGAAUUUAAAAAAUAAAAGUUUGUUUAUAUAUAAACCAGAUAAAUUACAUUAUUAUUUGUGUGUCUUCAAAUUUCAUUGAACCCUUUGAGGUUUUGAUAACAUCUCCACCAAAAUAUAAAAGCAAAGAGAUAUCAUAUUUGCAAGUUUCAUUCUUGAGCCACCUUAUCUCUCUAUCUCAAUCCUUCUGUAUCAGUUCCUCUCUUUUAUGUUCUCUUCUUGAAAAAUUCUCAUCAAUUUUUGUGGUUUUUCUAAGAAGGAAUUCUAAGAGGGGACAGAUAUGGAGGCAGUGCUUCAAACAAGAGGGCUUCUCUCUCUCCCAACAAACCCUAAAAACAGGGUUUUGCUUCAACCCAAUUCCUUAAAGCAUAGAUUUUUAUCACUUAAACCAAAAGCCCUUAAUGGGUCUUCUUUAAAUUCAAAUGGGUUUUCAAAAAUCAAUUCUUUUUCAUCAAAAGUUAAUGGGUUUGGUCAAAAUGGGAAAAAUUUGUUCAUCUGUAAAGCAGAGGCUGCUGCAGCUGCUUCUUCUGAUGGACAACCAGUUUUUGGGGAAAUUGAGGUUGAAAAAAAACCUAAAAUUUUGGGUAUUGAAAUUGAUACUAUGAAAAAGAUUGUACCUUUAGGGUUGAUGUUCUUUUGCAUCCUUUUCAAUUACACAAUUUUGAGGGAUACUAAGGAUGUUUUAGUUGUUACUGCAAAAGGAAGUAGUGCUGAGAUUAUACCAUUUUUGAAAACAUGGGUGAAUCUUCCUAUGGCUAUUGGUUUUAUGUUGUUGUAUACAAAAUUGUCUAAUGUUUUGUCAAAACAAGCUCUUUUUUACACUGUGAUUCUUCCUUUUAUUGCUUUCUUUGGGGCUUUUGGUUUUGUUUUGUAUCCUCUUAGCAACUAUAUUCAUCCUGAAGCUUUUGCAGACAAGCUUCUUAAUGUUCUUGGUCCUAGAUUUCUUGGUCCUCUUGCAAUUAUCAGAAUUUGGAGUUUCUGUCUGUUCUAUGUUAUGGCUGAAUUAUGGGGGAGUGUCGUUGUUUCUGUGUUGUUUUGGGGUUUUGCUAAUCAGAUUACUACUGUUGAUGAAGCAAAACGAUUCUAUCCACUGUUUGGACUUGGAGCCAAUGUAGCCCUUAUAUUCUCUGGUCGGACUGUGAAAUACUUUUCUAAUAUGAGGAAGAAUUUAGGCCCUGGAGUUGAUGGUUGGGCCAUCUCUCUAAAAGGAAUGAUGAGCAUAGUUGUGAUUAUGGGGUUUGCAAUCUGUUUGCUGUACUGGUGGACGAAUAAUUUUGUUCCUCUUCCUGAACGUAGCGUCAAGAAGAAGAAGAAACCAAAAAUGGGAACAAUGGAGAGCUUGAAAUUCUUGGUGUCUUCAAGGUACAUUAGAGAUCUUGCCACUUUAGUGGUUGCUUAUGGAAUCAGCAUUAAUCUUGUUGAGGUUACUUGGAAGUCUAAACUCAAAGCUCAGUUUCCUAGCCCCAAUGAGUAUUCCUCUUUCAUGGGAGACUUCUCGACUGCAACUGGAAUUGCCACAUUCAUAAUGAUGCUUCUAAGUCAAUAUAUAUUCGACAAAUAUGGAUGGGGUGUUGCUGCAAAGAUUACACCUACGGUCCUGCUUCUUACCGGAGUUGGUUUCUUCUCUCUCUUAUUGUUUGGAGGUCCAAUUGCACCUGGUCUUGCAGCGAUUGGAAUGACUCCACUGCUAGCAGCUGUUUAUGUUGGUGCUAUGCAGAACAUAUUUAGCAAGAGUGCUAAGUACAGUUUAUUCGAUCCCUGCAAAGAAAUGGCUUACAUACCCUUGGAUGAGGAUACUAAGGUCAAAGGGAAAGCAGCCAUUGAUGUUGUUUGCAACCCAUUGGGAAAAUCUGGAGGUGCCCUUAUCCAGCAAUUCAUGAUCUUAACUUUCGGAUCACUAGCUAAUUCAACUCCAUACCUUGGAGGUGUGCUUCUAGUGAUUGUUCUCGCAUGGUUAGGAGCAGCCAAGUCGUUGGAUACACAGUUUACCGCGUUGCGUAAGGAGGAAGAACUCGAGAAAGAGAUGGAAAGAGCAGCCGCUGUCAAGAUACCAGUGGUGUCUGAGAAUGACAGUGGAAAUGGUUCCUUUUCCAGUGAUUCGUCAGUUAGUCCAUCUGAAGCCUCAUCUCGCAACAAUUAAAAACAUUCUUUCUGUCGAGAAAUUGAUUUACAGAAAGAAUGAGUAGAAAGAAACUGUCUGAGAGCAGUGUUAGGUGGAAACUAUUUGUUUUAGGUUUAUUUUUAUUUAAUAAGCAUAUAGAAUAAGCUUGCUACUUGUUUUUUUUCUUCCCUCAAGUCCUACAUUUUUUGACUCCCAUAAUGUAAGAUGAUUUUUAUUUAUUUCAUACUCACAUUGUUUUCCUAUAAAAGAUAGGAACUUGUUUUUUCCUUUUCUUAUCUGUACAACUGUACCUGUAUUGAGGUGUUUGGAAGAAUUUAUUUUAUGAAAUAAACACACGUUGGUAACA